UUGCGGCGUCCCGGAAUAUGCUAUGGUUCAGAUAUCGUGGGGCUGUAGGGUCGGUUGUGAGGGCGCCAUUCAGUGCGCAGGCGGCUAGCUUGUUUGUUUUUCUCUUUUAUUGUUGUGGCUGCCGCGCGCCAUGGCUCCGGGUGCUUGGGGGCCGUUUCGGCACCUAGUUGCAUUGCAUCUAAGCAUAAUUGUGAAAAUGGGCGGUUUCGUCUUCUGCGCCGAGACUAAAGGGCGGAUAAAUGACUUUGUUGCUCGAAUGGCGGUAAGGAUGGUGGUGGAGGUCCUGCAUGUACGUCUGCACUCCGUAUCUAUGGGAGGUAAGCGUUCUUCAGUGUGCUAUGCUUUUGGGUUCACUCAUGUUUUGUCCCUGCUUUGCUGUGUUUAUCCCAGUCGAUUUCACAGUCACUCGUCUCUCGCAUCAAAGAAGCCGUCGGCGCCGUCUUCGAGUACAUUCGUUCACGUGUUCAGUUGUCCUCGUUCUCUCUGUUUGUGUUGAUGCUCCUUGGGCAGGGCGUUUGAUGACGCAUGAAC
Aplosporella prunicola CBS 121167 is the source of this 531-nucleotide messenger RNA. RefSeq lists its product as uncharacterized. The coding region runs from base 131 to 496 and encodes 121 amino acids. The transcript has a single exon. NCBI's taxonomy places the organism in Eukaryota, Fungi, Ascomycota, Dothideomycetes, Botryosphaeriales, Aplosporellaceae. The record is from RefSeq and is a predicted model, not a curated record.